This is a messenger RNA of Cuscuta europaea, 1367 nucleotides long. NCBI's taxonomy places the organism in Eukaryota, Viridiplantae, Streptophyta, Magnoliopsida, Solanales, Convolvulaceae. The record is from the annotation of a GenBank genome assembly.
UUUUGAAGUUGCCUGCUAGCUGACUAGCUGAGGUACACGGUUCGAAUCUACGUCGUUUUGGUCGUUUUUUAAAAGAUCCAACUUCAUAAAACGCAGUCCGGCAAUCACAAACAAUCUCCCGGUCCAGAGCUAGACGCCUCGACACGCGACGGCCUCUGCCCUCCACGAGACCACGACUUCCGAGUUCCGACCCGCCUGACCAUCUCCACGCCGCGGUGCCGCCACACGACCACCGGACCACGCCUGCACCCUUCGCAGUUCGCCCAGUUCGGCUAGUCCGAGACGCAGCGGCAGCUGCCCACCCGCCCAGCCCAGAUAUUUAUUUGAAACGGAUCAUGACCAAUGGAAUGGAUUCUUCAAGCCUUCCACCGCUUCCAGAAGAACCCUCUGAGGGAAUCCAACAUCAUGAUGCUACCGCAGACGACAAAGUCCCAUCCGCUUUCUCUUCCGUUCCAUCUCGUCCUCCCACUCAAUCUUCUUCACAAAAAUUUGAACUUUUAGAUUGGUCUGACUACUUUGACAGGGAAGAGGACAUACAAAUCUCAGACUCCAAUGAUGUCUUUCAUGUUUACUUGGCAGGGACUGAAGGGCCAGUUGUUUUCUGCUUACAUGGCGGCGGCUAUUCUGGACUAUCGUUUGCAUUAGCUGCAAGAAAGAUUAAGGAGAAAUCUAAGGUAGUAGCCAUGGACUUGAGGGGACAUGGGAAGUCAUCCACAGAGAAUGAAGUUGAUUUAUCUAUUGAGACAUUAUGUCGUGACGUGGUGGCUGUUUGUAAGAUGAUGUAUGGAGAUUCUCCACCUGCAAUUGUGCUGGUUGGCCACAGUAUGGGAGGUGCCAUUGCUGUUCAUGUUGCUGCAAAAAAAGCUCUAUCUACUUUGGCUGGGCUAAUUGUUGUGGAUGUUGUUGAGGGGACAGCAAUGGCCUCGUUGAUUCAUAUGCAGAAGAUCUUAUCAAACAGAAUGCAGCAUUUCUCAACCCUUGAAAAAGCGAUUGAAUGGAGCGUGAAAGGUGGCACCCUACGAAAUGUCGACUCUGCUCGCAUAUCAGUUCCUAGCACAUUGAUAUAUGAUGACUCAAAGAAAUGUUACACAUAUCGAGCAAGACUAGAAGAAACUGAACAAUAUUGGAGGGGCUGGUAUGAAGGUCUCUCUGAAGUUUUUUUGUCAAGUCCUGUACCUAAACUCUUGCUUUUAGCUGGGACAGACAGAUUGGACAGAUCUCUUACAAUAGGUCAAAUGCAAGGGAAGUUUCAAAUGGUGGUUGUCCGACAUACAGGCCAUGCUAUACAGGAAGAUGCACCUGACGAAUUUGCUGACUUGAUACUUAAUUUUAUUUCUCGCAAUCGAAUAGGCCAGCAGGGAGUUGAG